UCUGGCAGAGGAAUGUGAAGUCGCUUAGGUCAGGUACAUAAGGGGGCCGCAGUGUUAAACUUGUAAUCGCAGCAGACUUGUUUAGUUGUCAUUCUCCCAUAGGCAGUGUCCGGCUCUGAAGCAUCAACGAGUCAAUACCUGCAGCCCUCAGUUUCAUGAUUCCUCUGGCCAAACACUCCUGUGAAUGCCGUGCGAUGUCGGCUAUUUCUUAGAUAUGUGGGAGGAACAGGACACCUAAAAACAGGCUUGGUGGCAUUCACUGUUUGUAGUCACAGCUGAAAUCAUCCAUCCCAGACGCUGACAACAGAUCUGCCGGCUACGCCCUGACAGGUUUUGUUUUUCCAGGAUUUUGACUAACAUAAUUUAUUGGAGCCAUCAUCAGCCAUCAGAGGGUGUGGGAGUACGAUGAAGGGGCCUGCUGCUGAUGACCUGGUACACAGUGGGAAGGAGAAACUGUUGACCAGCCCGCGGUAGAAGAAUGUGGCUAAGCUGUGGGGAGUGGUGGAUCGGCUCUGUGUGACCAGGAAAACAGACUGAGGGACUUUUGCUGCCUCUACUACUCUUGCAGUGCCUUAUUCUUGGAAGGCCACGUUGCAUCAGGUCUCCAUGGACUUGCGGGAGGACUCCGGCCACACCAUGUUGGGCCUGGACGCCCGACUGAGGGGCUUCCUGGAGCACGUGAACAGGCUGCAGGAGGCCAACCGGCGGCUGAACGCUCAGAUUGCCGACUGGGGUGUCAGGAGCACCUCACGCUCACAGGACUGGUCCCAGCAGGAGCAGACUGUUCAUGAGCUCCGUGCCCAGGUUGGUAAACUACUGAUGGAGAAUGCCCAGCUGGCUCUACAGUCUGACAGCAUGAAGUCCAGAGCUGCUGCCAUCCAGGCCAGAUGUGAGACGGAGGAGAGGAACACCAAGUGUCUGGAGCAACAGGUGGUCCUGCUCAGGCAAUCAAAGAGGAACGCAGAUCAGAACUGCAUGAAGCUGCAGGCGGACCUCCGGCACUCCAUGGCAGAGCUGCAGGAGAUGCACCAGGAGUUUGAGGCAGCCCGGGCUCUACAGCUGCAGCGGGCCAGCUCCUGCGAUGCUCUGUUAGUGACAGCCACAGCAGCAGCAGGACAGGAGGUGGAGGAUGGCACAGGGAUGGAGCUCACCCAGCUCCUCGACCAAAUCAGAGCGCAGUGCGAUCAGAGCCGACUUCCCAGCCCGGGAGAGAGACACCUCAGCCUGGGUACCGUGUCAAAUCCACUCCCCAGCCUGGUCGGGCCUAGCCGAGCUGGAGCAGCAGCAUCAUCCAGAACACACAGAGGAGCUCUCAGUGAGGAGGAGGCAGCGUGGGCGCAGGUGAGCCUCGGCAGCACUGCCUUGAGGGAGGCCCGGGCCGAGCUAGCUGAAGCCAGGAAGCAGUGGCACUCCCUGCAGGUGGAGAUUGAGACCCUACAUGCCUUGGAGAAAGGCCUUGAGAACUCCCUUCAGAACACCCAGCAGCUGUACUCCAGUCAGCUGCAGGACCUUUCCCAGGUGAUUGCUGGGCUGGAGAAUGAGCUCGAGCAGGUGAGGAGCGGACUGGCCACCCAGCGCCAGCGCCACAGCCAGCUCCUUAACACCAAGAUGAGGCUGGAGCGAGAGAUCACUACAUACCGACGUCUCCUGGAUAAUGAAGAGGGCAGGUACAUGGGUCGCACUGGGCAGCCAAUGAGUCUGCGGCCCUGGAGGUCUUUUGUGGAGGAGCCGAAGGAGAAUGGACUGGAGAACGGCUUCAGUGACCCUGCUGUCACUCCGGACGAACCCAAGUCAGAGCCCCUGCCUGAAAUACCUUCACUCUUCCCUGCAGACAACGGAAUAAAGAAAAGCAUACUGCACAGGCAGCAAAGCCUUGUUAUACUCACAGAGCCAGAGCAAGAUAAAGACUUGCCGAUCUCCACUGUGAAGACUCAGGAGAUUCUUCAGGGCAACGUGGUGCGAGAGAGUGCAGAGGGUCACGGUACCAUCGAGACAGAGAAGAUUGACAAGGUGAUAAAACAGUGGGAGGGCUCUUUCUUCAGAGGGAAUCCCAAGCUGCGGAAGAAGUCGGUGUCGCUGCGCUUCGACCUGCACAUGGCUGCAGCAGAUGAGGGGUGCUCCCAGACUAAACAGGACAGCCUCCCGGACGUGGAGGUGCGUCUCAUCAUGAAGAGAUCUCGCAGCAUCCCUACUAUCACACCGUAACUCUCUCACUGCUUCGCCAGAGUCAACAUUGGUUUGCAGCUGCAGAUGGGUAACACUGGUGAUGUUGAUGACACAGAUGUAACAUCUGUGUCAUCAACAUCUGCGAUAUUAGCGUCCAUGACCAUCACUUCCAGUGCUUAAGGAAUUUCAAAUGACAGCAUUCAUUAAAAUUUGUGUGACAACUGAUGACUGAAACUAUGAUUUCUCUCAUCAGAGCUUGACUCUGGCAGGAUAAGAAAUAUCUAUGGGGCCAUUUUAUUGUGUCAGAUCAAUUAGAUCAGACCUACAUUACAGGACAACAACAAUUUAAUAUGUCACCAUCUUUCUUCUGCAUCAGUCUUGAUGAAGAAAAAGCAUUUCUCAGCACUGUCAUUAUUUUAGUAUGAGGUCACUGGACAAAAGAGAUUAAACUGACCAUAUGACUCUGCUUACCUCCAGCAUUUCAUUUCAGUGGACACUUGGUGCAGGAGGCUGAGUGCACAGAUAGCUGGAGAUAAAUGUAGUCACAGGUCACUGUGAGCUGCCGUGAACUAUUUAAGGAUGGAUUAUUUCAUAUUUAUUCUUUUAGAUACUGUACAAAAAUCAUUUGGGCCGAGGGCGAGGGGGGUUCAGAAAGAGGGAGAAUUCUGACUUUAUUUCAGUAUUUGAACAUUAUCUCUCCAGUCAGCACUUGAAUUGUCACUGUCCAAAAUCACUUCCCACCUGGACUUUAUGCAUCACUCAUACACAACAGUAGUGUUAUAAAAGUACAUUAAAGUCAUAUUUGAUUAAAAGUAAAGAUAAUGUGCUAAAAUAUUACUCUGGCAAAAGUGCAAGUAAUCAUGUGAAUAAUACUGUAAGAUUAAGUAGAAAACCUAAAGGAUUUGAUUUUUACUUUACUCAAGUACCAAAAGUAAUUUUCUGGCAAUAAAUGUACCUAAGUAUCAAUAGAACAGGUUAAAGUCAAUUAGAAAUAUGUUUACAUGUACAUUAUAUACUGUGUACCAGGGGUUGACAUUAUGCAGCAUUUUUCUGAUCAUCUGUAUCUGUUUUUUUUUUCUUAUCUGAUUGCCAAUAAGAUACGUUAAUUUUAAAAUGUGCUACUUUGGCUCUGACACAGCAUGCAAUCUGCAAAGUAAUAGUAACUAAAGUUCAUCAAAUAAACGUAGUGGUGUAAAAAGUACAAUAUUUGCCUCCAAAAUUAAGUGGAGUAGUAAAAAUGUAAAAUAGCCAAAAAUGGAAAGUAGAAGUUAAAAACAAAAAAAAAAGUACAGCACUGAAGUAAAUGUACUUAGUUACAUUCCAUCACUGCUCAACAGAAAGAUGAACUGCAGUGAAAUGUGUAAAAAGGAAUAAAGACAAAAACAUAGACAAUAAAAGAUAUAACAUAACAUUUCUGCAUUUAAAGGUCUAAAAACAACUAGACCCUUGUCAUAUAUUUUGUCGAGUUGUGUACUUACAUCAUCUCAGAUGUUUACAAAAAUGUUCAAUCAAUCACAGUUUUUUUUUUUUAUUCAUUUCAUUAGUUCGCCUGUUCUUACAUUAUACCUUCUGGGUAAACAUCAGACAGUGAGGAAGGACGUCACAAACAUGACUUAGUACAUUUAAUACAUUGACACAUCUGUGAACAUUCCUGCCUGUCAAAAUUUACCACACCAUCUUAAAUUCUUAAUGCAACCUUAGGCAAAAUGUCAAUAGCAAUUCAAUGGUGAUAUAUUACUGUAGGAGUACUUGAGAGGGUGUUGGAGGUUUUCUUUUAGUCAAGGGGAGGAUCCAUUGAAAAUAUUAUAAACACUGGAGACUGACAAACCUUUCAAAAAAUGAGAAACGCAUUGAUCUUCAGACCCUAAUAAUUUCUGUACAGUCCCUAAAUGCUUGCACUGCAGACACAUAUAGCACUUAACAUUGAAGGUACUUUGUCACUGCAGCACAUUCUCUAUGUGGAGAAAAAUAAAAAAUGCCUUGCAACUCAAAAUGAUAAUGUAGCUAUAUUUCAUGAUGCAUUAUCUCUAAAAUCUUGUCACUGUGAUAUUAGCAGUGAACACUCACCGUGUGUCUCAGUGAAUUUAGAUUCCCUGUCUUAACCAGAGGAGGGCAGUAUUUGUAAAUAGUUAACACUGCAGUGUGUCCUCAGUACCCAGCUGGGGUUGUGUAGCACAUGCUAUCUGUUAUAUCUUAGAUCCAGACUUUUUAUGCUAAUUUGUUUUGAGUUGGCACCAAAGAUAUUACACUUAAAGGAAAAGGACCAUUGUGCAUUGCAUUUGGGUGCCUCAGAAUAUGUUGAGAAUAUUUAAAGACAUUAUCUAUGCAGUUCUGUGCUUGAUUUUGCUUUGCUUCAUGAAGCACACUCUUCAUUUUGGGAGCUUUGUAACUUCAAAAUUAAGCAUUAUGCCUUUAUCUAACAAUUUAUCAUUUAAAAUAAAAAAUGAAUUAUGUGCAGA
This is a messenger RNA of Acanthopagrus latus (yellowfin seabream), 4625 nucleotides long. RefSeq names its product keratin 222 (gene krt222). Bases 607 to 2205 code for a protein of 532 amino acids. The transcript is spliced from 11 exons. The record is from RefSeq and is a predicted model, not a curated record. NCBI's taxonomy places the organism in Eukaryota, Metazoa, Chordata, Actinopteri, Spariformes, Sparidae.